Glycine soja is the source of this 2291-nucleotide messenger RNA. RefSeq names its product apyrase 2-like. The transcript is spliced from 9 exons. Bases 523 to 1932 code for a protein of 469 amino acids. The record is from RefSeq and is a predicted model, not a curated record. Gene Ontology annotation, biological process: nucleoside diphosphate catabolic process. Gene Ontology annotation, cellular component: membrane. Lineage: Eukaryota; Viridiplantae; Streptophyta; Magnoliopsida; Fabales; Fabaceae. Gene Ontology annotation, molecular function: nucleoside diphosphate phosphatase activity.
GGACAACGCGGAGAGAUUCAGAAACAGAACGACUCGGUAUUUCUCUUCCACUAGAGACCGAGUCCGACUCAGAGGGCGAAGAAGGCCCAACUCAGUAACCUUCUCUUUCCUUUUCUUUCCUUCCUUCACAAUUUACAGUUACACACACCAUUUAACCAUUUUUCCCGCACAAACAACACAGACACUGACUCUCUCACUACACGCGCGCGCGCGCGAGAGAGAAAGACCUCAGUGUCUGAGACGCACGCAACGUGCAUUUUCCCAUAAGACGGACAGCAUCACGCCGUUUUCGCCUCCCCGUCGUUUCCGGAUCCGUCGUCGUCGUUUUCGUCUUCUUCAAUUAGUUUAGUUGAGAAUCAAUCCCAGGACACCGAGCUGGAGCCUCCGCCCGCCGCCUCCUCCAACGGUCAGAUCCGCUACCGGUCGCCGUCCUCCGCUGAGCUCUUCGACGGCCAGGCCAGCAGCAACUCUCCGCCGUCGCACGCCGCCGACCAGCACUCGCCGGAGUUCGAGUCCAGCAAAAUGCUGAAGCGCCCCGGCCGCCAGGAGUCCCUCGCCGACAAGAUCUACCGGUUCCGGGGGACGCUGCUCGUCGUGGCGAUCCCGCUUCUCCUCAUCACCUUCGUCCUCUACGUCAUGCCGUCCAGCAUCUCUAACGAGUCCGUCGGAGGCUACGCCCUCGUUAACCGGAAAGUAUCCCCCGUCGAGAAAUCCGCCGGCUCCUACGCCGUCAUCUUCGACGCCGGCAGCUCCGGCAGCCGCGUCCACGUCUUCCAUUUCGAUCACAACCUAGAUCUCGUUCACAUUGGCAAAGAUCUCGAGCUUUUCGUCCAGAAAAAACCGGGUUUGAGUGCGUUCGCUAAGAAUCCGAAACAGGCAGCGGAAUCUUUGGUUUCGCUUUUGGAGGAAGCGGAGAGUGUUGUUCCUCGUGAAUUGCGAUCCAAGACACCAGUUCGAGUUGGGGCAACUGCGGGUUUGAGGGCUUUGGAAGGGGAUGCAUCGGAUAGGAUUUUGCAAGCGGUAAGGGAUUUGCUUAAGGAUAGGAGUAGCCUUAAAUCUGAGAGUGAUGCAGUUACGGUACUGGAUGGAACACAAGAAGGUGCUUAUCAAUGGGUUACUAUCAACUAUCUAUUGGGAAACUUGGGAAAAGAUCAUUCAAAGACUGUUGGGGUAGUUGAUCUUGGAGGUGGAUCUGUUCAAAUGGCUUAUGCCAUCUCAGAGACAGAUGCUGCCAUGGCUCCAAAAGUAGCAGAUGGCGGGGACCCAUAUGUCAAGGAGAUGUUCCUGAGGGGAAGGAAAUACUAUCUUUAUGUUCACAGUUACUUGCACUAUGGUUUACUAGCUGCUCGUGCAGAGAUUUUAAAGGCUUCUGAUGAUGCUGAAAACCCUUGUAUCAUAUCUGGCUAUGAUGGAUCCUACAAUUAUGGAGGAAAGUUGUUUAAGGCUUCAUCCGGCUCUUCUGGAACAAGCUUAAAUGAAUGCAAAAGUGUUGCUCUUAGGGCUCUCAAAGUUAAUGAGUCAACAUGUACUCAUAUGAAGUGUACUUUUGGUGGGAUAUGGAAUGGUGGAGGGGGGGAUGGACAGAAGAACCUUUUUGUUGCCUCUUUCUUCUUUGACCGAGCUGUCGAGGCUGGUUUUGCUGAUCCCAACUUGCCAGUCGCGAUAGUUCGUCCUGCAGAUUUUGAGGAUGCAGCUAAGCAAGCAUGUCAAACAAAACUUGAGAAUGCCAAAUCCACUUUUCCUCGUGUUGAUGAGGGGAACCUUCCAUAUCUUUGCAUGGAUCUUAUAUACCAGUAUACACUGCUUGUUGAUGGGUUUGGCAUAUAUCCAUGGCAAGAGAUUACAUUGGUGAAGAAAGUUAAAUACGAUGAUGCCCUGGUUGAGGCAGCAUGGCCCCUAGGCAGCGCCAUUGAAGCCGUGUCAUCUACGUAAAAUUACUGGGAUCAUCGCUUAGAUUAUUUUUCAGAAACCUAGGGGCACAUGAAUUUCAUCACCAGGAUUUUGUGGUGAAAUACUGUCAUUCAUGAUGAUCAGAGAUUAACUUUCAGGCUGAAUUGAGAUUGGAUAUGGGUCUGUGAUUCAGAAAUAAUGGGCGAUUAUAGCUUUUCAUUAUUUUUUGUAUGUAAUUAAUUCACAACAUAUCUAAUUUGCGAUUUUGGAAGAUUCAUUCGAUUCGUUAUGGGCAUCUUUUAUGUUGUCUUCAGAGACGAACAAAAUGGUGAUACACCAUUUCAUUUUUGUUUCUAUAAAUGGUUUCAUUCGUGAUCAUAGUUAAUCCUUUAUUACUUCUC